AUGUUUAAUUUCUCCCCUGUUCUCCUCCUUUCUCUGUUUCUGCUACUUAACUCCGCUCUCGCCGAUCCUCGAGCCACCGAAGCGGCUCUGAUAUGCACAAACGACACGGCUCUGACCUCACAAAGACAGUCCUUCAUAGCCAACUUCUUGGCAGCUCUCGACACGCUGACGCCCCUCAUUUCCCGCCAAAAAUACGCUGCCGUCGUCAACGGCACCGGAAACACCACCGUCUACGCUUUCGGAGAGUGCAUGAGAGAUCUUUCUAAAACAGACUGCGACCUCUGCUUUGCUCAGUGCAAGACGCAGAUUCUGAGGUGCCUUCCGUUUCAAAAGGCCACUCUUGGGGGUAGGCUUUUCUUUGACGGCUGUUAUCUCCGGUACGACGACUUCGAUUUCUUUAAUCAGAGCUUGAGCACCGAAGACAAGAGUGUCUGUGGGGUUAACAGCUUUGUUGGGAACCAAACAGUGUUUAAAGCUAAUGCAUUGGAAUUGGUGAAGAAUUUGAGCGUGGAAGCUACUAGGAAUGAUGGGUUCUUUGUUGGGUCUGUGAAUAAGGGGAAUGUGACGGUUUAUGGGUUGGCUCAGUGUUGGGAAUCGGUGAAUGGAUCUGCUUGUGAGAAGUGUUUGAGUGACACAGUCAUUAGAAUAGGGUCGUGUCCUCCGAAAGAAGAAGGGAGGGUCUUGAAUGCUGGCUGUUACUUGAGGUAUUCGACCCAGAAGUUUUAUAACAACAAUACCGAGACCAGUGAUGGAAAUGGAGGACACAAUCACUUGGGUAUGAUUUUGGCUGUAACAUCUGCUGCAUUUGCUCUUAUGCUGGCUAUUUCCGCCUUUGCUUUCUUGACAAGGAAGAAAUUGGUGAAGAAGAGGAAAGAAAAGAAGCAACUAGGUGCUCUGUUGUCCAUAGUGAACAAGUCCCAACUCAAUUAUUCAUAUGAAGUACUUGAAAAUGCCACCAAUUACUUCCAUGAUUCUAACAAGCUGGGACAAGGAGGAUCUGGUUCAGUUUACAAAGGAGUUUUGCCAGAUGGAAAGGUUGUUGCCAUAAAGAGGUUGUUCUUCAAUACAAGACAAUGGGUGGAUCAUUUCUUCAAUGAAGUCAAUUUGAUCAGUGGAAUCCAUCACAAAAAUCUUGUAAAGCUAUUGGGAUGCAGCAUUACAGGCCCUGAAAGCCUUCUUGUUUAUGAGUAUGUUCCAAAUCAAAGCCUUCAUGAUUAUUUUAGUGUGAAAAAUAAUCUUGAGCCACUAAGGUGGGAACUGAGGUCUAAGAUCAUAUUGGGGACAGCUGAGGGCUUGGCAUAUCUACAUGAAGAAUCCAAAGUGAGAAUCAUUCAUAGGGAUAUAAAGUUGAGCAACAUCCUGCUCGAUGAGAACUUCAUGCCAAAGAUUGCAGAUUUUGGACUUGCUAGAUUAUUUCCUGAAGAUAAAACCCACAUUAGUACUGCCAUUGCAGGCACAUUAGGUUAUAUGGCUCCUGAAUAUGUCACUCGUGGCAAGUUGACGGAGAAGGCAGACGUUUACAGUUUUGGAGUUCUUGUCAUUGAAAUCAUAUCUGGGAAGAGGAUCAAUAGCUUUGCAUCAAAUUCUGUUUCUAUCCUACAGGCGGUUUGGGUCCUGUAUGGAUCAGAUCAGCUAUGUAAUGCAGUUGAUCCAGUUCUAGAGGGUAACUUCAUAAAUAAUGAAGCAUCUCAAUUGCUCCAAGUUGGACUACUUUGUGUACAAGCCUCUGCAGAGCUACGACCAUCAAUGCCAUUAGUAGUGAAAAUGCUCACCAAUCAAAAUCUUGAAAUUCCUCGGCCAACACAGCCACCAUUUCUCAAUUCUGGUAGUGCAGAAUACAGCAAACGUAUUCCUUCUGGGACUUCCAAUUCGCAGCCUGAGUCUCACACACAUUCUUCAAGGAACAGUAUGACACAAAGCUGGAUUGAGCCUAGAUGAGCUACCGUACAAGAGAUUCAGUCUCCACCAACAUUUAAAGAAGAGAUGUUCAAGUAAUGCACUUGCUGAAACAACGCCAUCGAACCAUUGAUAUGAGAUGAUGAUUGAUUCAACUCUGCAGCUUCCAGAGUCUGCAGAAUUCUGGAUUACAAAUCAAAUUUUGUACACUUUAUAGUUUAUAUGUUGUCACAACAUCGAUAGAGCAGAAAGAAAUGCCUACAUCAUGUAUACUGUAUUAUGUAAAUAUGUUUUACUACAUCUCAGUGUGACAGUUCUUGUAGGAUAAGUACUUGUGUCUUAAUCAAAAUCAGCAAGUAAAUCAAUUAGGCC
Molecule: messenger RNA, 2268 nt
Organism: Fragaria vesca subsp. vesca
Lineage: Eukaryota; Viridiplantae; Streptophyta; Magnoliopsida; Rosales; Rosaceae
Product: cysteine-rich receptor-like protein kinase 3-like
Exons: 7
Coding region: 1-1938 (645 amino acids)
Biological process (GO): protein phosphorylation
Molecular function (GO): ATP binding; protein kinase activity
Source: RefSeq, a predicted model, not a curated record